AUGUUUAAAAAUCUGAAAGAGAAACAUGCGGGCUUGUUCGAGUCGAAAAAACCGGAGGACUCCAAGAGCAAUGACGGACAGGAUCUGACGUCAAUUCUCGACCGGUCGCAACGUGCCGACCUCACCGUGUUGGUCGCUGAAAUUGCUGAAUCCAUGCGCGUUGGCCUUCUAGAGGUCUUUGAGAAUCCUCAAAAGAUAUCUCAAAAUGAUACUCCCCCAAGUCGAACCCCGGUUCGCGAGGAGAGUGAUGAGUCCGCGCUAUCACUACCUCCGAGGCCUCAGGGUACUUCACCUUCGGACAAGGCAGUGAAGCGAAAGCCAGCCCCAACCCCUGAAAAGGCGGCAUUCCCACCCCGCGCUAGAGAAGCAGCACUGUCCCAAUUCGAAGACUGGCGAGAUGCUGUAUUGCUACGGAUUGGCGAAGUCGUCAAUAAAGAUGCCGAGAAUGAAGAACAGCGACAGAGCAGCCCACUCCCGGAAGAGUCGGAAAGUCUUCAAUUGAACGAAGAUUCGAAAAGGAAAGAGAAAUUACGCGAGAUCUACCAUCCCAUGGAAACACCUUUGCUUCAUCUUCCGAAGUCGACCAGAUUACUUAUUCUACACUCACUUCUCCUGUUGUUGCUCAGUCUAAAGCAUUAUAGCGCCCAUUCCCGGGUUCUGCUACUUCAUGUCUCAUCCAGUCUCGACAUUGACGUCGAUAUACUAAACGAAGAUGAGGUUAAGGUUGCCCGGGGCCUUCUAGAUACUGCAUUGGCCCUUGCUUCGGAGCCCGAUGCUAAACCACAGCCCAAGAAACCAGACGGUUCCCGGAAAUGGAAGGUCGGAAUCGCCUCGGUUGCAGGUGCUGCUCUGAUAGGCAUAACUGGUGGCCUUGCUGCGCCAUUGGUAGCUGCUGGACUUGGAACGAUCAUGGGUGGACUGGGACUUGGCGCGACUGCGGCUGCUGGUUACCUGGGUGCCCUGGCUGGCAGCGGUGUUGUUGUCGGCGGUCUUUUUGGUGCCUAUGGAGGACGCAUGACUGGUCGCAUGAUGGACAACUAUGCGCGUGAAGUUGACGACUUUGCUUUCAUUCCGAUUCGAGGAUCGCGCAAGCGGACGGAGAAGGAAACCGAAUCUGCGAAACAGGAUCAUCGACUUCGGGUCACUAUUGGAGUCACUGGAUGGCUUAAGGAAGAAGAAAAUUUUGUAGUCCCUUGGCGAGUAAUUGGGGCGAACUCUGAAGUGUUUGCGCUACGCUGGGAGACGCAACCCUUGCUGAAACUUGGAAAUGCGAUCUCUGCGCUUGUCACCAGUGCAGCAUGGUCUGUUGCCGGGCGAGAGGUUUUGGCCCGCACUGUUUUCUCAACCAUCAUGAGUGCUGUGAUGCUUCCUCUUGGUCUGUUGAAGGUUGCUGGCAUUGUUGACAACCCAUUUAGCGUUGCCAAAUCCCGGGCCGAUAAAGCGGGCGAAGUCCUAGCUGAUGCCUUGAUUGACAAAGUGCAAGGCGAGCGACCUGUCACUUUGAUCGGAUACUCUUUAGGAUCACGUUUGAUUUUCUCUUGUCUCCAAAGUUUGGCAAAAAGAGGCGCGUAUGGCUUGGUUGAGAAUGUCAUUUUGAUGGGUUCUCCAACUCCAUCAAAUGGUGAGCAUUGGCGCCGCAUUCGCAGCGUCGUGAGUGGGCGAGUUGUCAAUGCUUUCUCGGAAAAUGACAAUGUACUGGCCUUCCUUUAUCGAACGAGCAGUCUUCAGCUUGGAAUUGCCGGGCUACAGCCUGUCGAAAACGUACCAGGCGUUGAGAACAUUGACGUGAGCGAUAUGAUCAGCGGCCAUCUCCGAUAUCAAUUCUUGCUUGGAAAGAUCAUUUCUUCAAUUGGACUCCAAGAUCUUGAUAUGCGCGAGAUUAAACGUGAGGAGGCUGCUCUGGCAGUGGAGGAUGAGAAACUGGAUCAGGAAAGAAUCCAAAAUGAGCGCGAAGCGGGUGUGAAAGACCGCAAUUCAUCGACUGCCAACGAGACCCUCAAUAGCCAGGACGGAUUCGGAGAAGAGACGCGAAUGAAAGACCAAGUCGAGAGCCAAACUGAAGAACAUGUGACGAAUCAUCGAAUUCAAAUGAUGGACCUGGACGAUGCGGAUUAUUCUUCUCCGCUAGUUGAUCAGACUGGAAAGCAUUCUGCGCUGUAA
This is a messenger RNA of Penicillium waksmanii, 2160 nucleotides long. RefSeq names its product DUF726 domain protein. The record is from RefSeq and is a predicted model, not a curated record. The transcript has a single exon. Lineage: Eukaryota; Fungi; Ascomycota; Eurotiomycetes; Eurotiales; Aspergillaceae. Bases 1 to 2160 code for a protein of 719 amino acids.